UAGCAGAUGUCCUUGGAAGCAACUGUUUUUCACUUUCAUAAUUUCCCAAAUGAUAAUAAAAUGUAUUAACAAAUGCAAUUUCUGAUUGCUCCAAGAAACCACUGUUAAACUCGCGUGAAGAUGCUCCUCCGCACGAGGAUUCUGACUUCCUUUUUUGUUCAGAGCUGUGCUCUCAUUCGGGGGAAGGCUGGUGGCCAGACCAGCCCCACUCGCAACCAUGACGCCUAAACACAGCCUUCUAGGCUUCCUCGUCAGUUUCUUCCUGACAGGUGUAGCAGACACCCAUCCAGCCCACGAGUCUCUGAAGCCUCAGAGAGUACAUUUUCAGUCCCGAAAUUUUCGCAACGUUCUGCACUGGCAGCCUGGGAGGGCUGGCCCCGGCAACAGCAGUAUCUACUUUGUGCAAUAUAAAAUGUAUGGACAGACACAAUGGAAGAAUAAAGAGAACUGUUGGGGUAUUCAAGAAUUCUUUUGCGACCUUACCAAUGAAACCUCAGAUGUCCAGGAGGCUUACUACGGGAGGGUGAGGACAGCCUUGGCUGGGAUCCCCUCUGGCUGGACCAUGACGCGGAGGUUCACUCCCUGGUGGGAAACAAAAAUAGAUCCUCCAGUCAUGAAUGUAACCCAAGUUAAUGGAUCCUUGUCUGUGAUUCUCCGUUCCCCAAACACACCGUACAGAAACCAAAAGGGGCGAAAUGUACCAAUGGAAACUUACUAUGAGCUGGUAUACCGAGUCUUCAUAAUCAGCAAUUCACUAAAAAAGGAGCGAAAGGUCUAUGAGGGAACUCACAGAACUGUUGACAUUGAAGCUCUGACACCUCACACUGGUUACUGUGUAGUAGCUGAAAUAUAUCGGCCGAUGCUAGACAGAAGAAGCCAGAGAAGUGAAGAGCGAUGUGUGGAGAUCCCUUGAAGGGGUGUGGUGUGCUCUGCAACAUGGAAAUCAGAAGCUCUCUGAACAUGGGUUGGCUCAUGUUUGCAGGGGCUCAUUGACAACUGUUUUCAUAUCUUCUUAAAGCCAUGUUAUACUUUUGGGACUUCUUUGUUUAUCCAUUCUUUCUUCUUUUAUAUUUCAUUUGUAAACUAAAUGUAAGCAAUGUGCCCCCCCAAAACACAUUAGAAUUUAAAGAAGAGGCAGAGAAUAAAGGGUCUAUGAAAUACAGAGCUUUACUUCUGAAUGUAGCAUCCCUACCAAGAAUCUCCAUUCUUCUAAUUGAAGAACCAUGAAAUAGUAGGCAUUUAACAAACUGUUGUUGAAUUAAGUUUUGACAAAUGCCAUGAUAGGCAAGCAAUCCUGAAGCAUUCUUCUUCACUCUCUAUUGAGACAAUUUGACAUAGAUGUACCAACUUUUAUAUGAAUGAAAUUUUUACAUAAAUGAAUUAUUUUCCCAUAUAUUUCUAUAUUAUAUGAAUAUAGUUUUUCAUGCAAUUAUUUUUUAUUAUAAAUUAUUUCUACUUGAUGAACAAUUUUUUAUCUAUGUAAAUAAGAAUAGUAUUUGAAAAAAUACCUCAUGGUGUCUGGAUUAAUAUCCAGAUAAAGAUGAUCCACAAUAGCAUCCAAAUACUGAUGUCUAUUCAAUUCUAUUUCCCCUGUUUAGCACACACCCACAUUAAGGUUUUCAUUUCUGUUUUUGUUUUGUUUUUUAAUAUCACCUUAGAAGAAUUUAACCUUAUUCUCAAAAGCAGGCAUAGUAUUUUUCAGCAACAAAGUAAGAAAGGAACCUUAACUCUGAUACACACCACACUUACUGUUCUACCCUCCCUACGGAGAGUCUCUGGCUGGUUGCAUGUUCGUAAUUUCCAUGUACAAGUCUCUUAUGAAUGACACUUUGACUGGGGACGGGGGUGGGGAGGGGGUGUGGUGCGUGGGAUGGCUGAGAACCAGGCAGGGAUGUUGGCUUGCAGCGGAAAGCACACAGGGGGUGACAGGUGACCUGGGAGACAGCCUGGUGCUGGCAGAGAUUAUAGGUCUGGUUAACACUCCCCAAUGACAUUCUAGCUGCUCCACUGGCCACUCCACCCCCCAGGAAAUGCGUGCGGCCUGAAGCCUAGUGUACACAUUCUAGAUUCAGUCUUACAUACCCAUGUAAGGUUGUCUUUCUUGUGACAGGUUAGAGAACAUUUGUACAAUUUCUCAUGGAAAUUGCCCCAAAAUGUGGUAAAAAUAUAGUAAGUACUUCUGGGUAUAUAUAGUUAAACGGAAUAAUAAAUGGAUUAAAAAUUAUUCAGAAAUGCAUGGAGGGAGAGAGGGAGAGAUACAACAAGAUCUGGAGAAUUAGUUUUAUUGCUUUCCCCUGUGGUCAGAAAAAAGUGAAUCUGAGCAUAGAACGAGAGACGGAAAGUUACUUUAACCUGAGCUGUUGAAUUACGCGUGAGGAGUAAGGACUGCGUGGGGCCGGCAGCAUUCAUGUUUCUGAAAUUCAACAGUCCUGAAGCCCGAUCUGAAAACCAGCUGUGGUGGCCUCGCGAAAGCCAUUGAGCAGCAGCAAGUCUGGGUUUUGUCUGUUCUGCUUUGUGUUCGCUCUCACGCCGAGGCGGGGGCCCUCGGGCACGCUUAGGCAGGAGUGAAAUGCUUUGUGAAGAAUAACAACUGUCACAAUCUUCCUUGUGUUAGGAAUAGACUGUCAUCCUAUUUUAAUAAAUCCUUUAAUUUUU
Phyllostomus hastatus (greater spear-nosed bat) is the source of this 2655-nucleotide messenger RNA. RefSeq names its product interleukin 22 receptor subunit alpha 2 (gene IL22RA2). The transcript is spliced from 5 exons. The record is from RefSeq and is a predicted model, not a curated record. Bases 218 to 913 code for a protein of 231 amino acids. NCBI's taxonomy places the organism in Eukaryota, Metazoa, Chordata, Mammalia, Chiroptera, Phyllostomidae. Gene Ontology annotation, molecular function: interleukin-22 receptor activity; protein binding.